GCGGCUCCGGCUGCGCUCCGGUCCGUGCGUCCCGCCGGGCCCGGCCGGCUCCGGCAGCUGCGGCGGGCGGGGCGGCGCGGGGGGACGGGAGCCGAGGCUCCCCCCGAGCGGGCCCGGCGGCGGCAGAUGAGGUGAAAAAUCCUAAAGAUGAACAGCAAUGCACUACACGUGUCUUCAAAGCUGCCUUGGCUAGAAGUGGAAUGUAGUUUCCUGACAGAUCUUCUUACAAGGAAGUUGUAAAUCCUUUCUAAUGGCCAACAAGAAAGAGCCUCCUUUUUUUAAUAAAGAUAAUAUGGGACCAUUUCACUACAAACUUCCUUUCUAUGAAACUAUGGAGCUCUUCAUUGAAACGCUAACAGGAACCUGCUUUGAACUGCGAGUUUCCCCCUUUGAAACAGUUAUUUCUGUGAAAGCUAAAAUUCAAAGACUGGAAGGUAUUCCUGUCUCUCAGCAGCACUUAAUUUGGAAUAAUAUGGAACUGAAGGAUGACUAUUGUUUGGAUGAUUAUAACAUUUCAGAAGGCUGCACUCUGAAGUUGGUUCUGGCAAUGCGAGGUGGACCUGUUAACACCAGAAGAGUUCCUGUGAAAGAUCCUAUCAGGGAAAUGGCUGAGUAUAUGGAUCCUGCUAGAGACAAGAUUUGGGAGAAAGGGCCAUCCAACAAACAAGUGACCUUCUUAGUGUAUCGAGAAGGAGAUCGGUUGAAUUUCUUCCGUGUGGUUGACAGGGGCGAUGGCACUUUAACACCACUCUCUGAAUCUUUGAGGAACUGGAUUUGGAGAGUCAGUACAAAAAAUGCUGGCUCUAAAGGCAGCAGAAUAUUUCCAAGAAUCAGGAGAAAUAGAAUAUCACAUCCACAUGGAAAAUGUAAUUCAAUUACUUCAUUAGAGGGUGAAUACAAACUUUCUUUUAUUUUCAGUGGUGGUUCAGUUUAUAAUUUAUAUGCUGAUGACGAAGAUGAGACAGAGGCAUCACCUUCUGGCCAACAGAUCAUUGAGAAUUCAAUUACUAUGAAUAAAAUGAAACUGCUCAAGGCAAAGAUGGAGAACAUGAAUCUGAGUAAAAAGCCUAAGAAAACUGUCAAGGUGAAGCCUCGGCCUCCCAUGACUCCUCGACCAUCUAGUGGCUCGGUGGCUGCUGCUCGUCACCGCUUCCUGAGAGUGCUCCCCCAUAUCGGACAGUCGUGCCUACCUCCUCCUGGGAAUUUGCAUCAGUCAGAAUCUCCCCAAAAUGCACUUUCAGCAUUGGCUACUCUGGCCACUGCUGGUAGAACAAUGCCAUCCACAGCUAAUCACUUCCUUAAGGAAGAUGACGCUUGGCAGAGCAGCUCUUGGUCUCAGCCAGUCAAUAGCAUCAGGUUACCACCGAAAAUAUCUCGCGUUGAACUAGAAAAUGCAAAACUACCUACAAAUAGUAUUCUGACUCCUGUUUCAUCCCUGCCUGCAAAUUCAGAAAAAGCACCUGAAAGUGUGACCUCAGCAGGUGAGGAGGAUGCUGUUUUGUUUCCAAAUCUAACAAACGUGGAACUAUAUGGAACAGAAGAAGAACAUCUACAUGAACCAGAUGCUUUUGCUUUUUUAACAGAAGCCAGCACUGCUGAACAGUGUAGUGAGAUCUAUGACAUAGGAAAGGUGAACCCAGAGCUUGAAUUGCCUGAUGGAGACAAAGAUUCUAAGGUUGUAGAGCAGCAUAGAAAACCUAUUGGCAAAGUGCUGAGCACUGCAGCAAUGGAGACUGGUCUUCUCAGUACUCGUGAAUUAAGUCCUCAAAAAAAUCUGCUUUUGUCUCCCCUCCGGUACUCAGCGCAAGUGGCACAUCACAGUACUCUGAAACCACAAGCACAGCCCAGAUGCUUUGAGGCUGGGAACUUGAGAUCCACAGCCUCCCCAAAUGUGCUUCGAUCGCUGGAAGUACGUAGUAUAGCAGACUCCUCUUUUUCUAGGACCACUAGAUUUUGUAGUGUGAAAGUAGAGUCACUUGGCAAAAGACCUGAUGUAAUUUCUAAAGCAGAGGCUAGGGACAUCACAGAUGUGGCUAGCAAGGCAUCCAAAGAACCUGCGAGUUCUGUAAGUAACUUAGGAUUUCUGGCUUCGCUGGCCCGAAGCACAAACAGGGAAAGUUUACAGAGUUCCUGUGGGACUGACAGGUUUCGGACUUCUGGUAUUGCACUACCUACAGACCUGCAGCCUUUUCAGGAAGAAAGCUUUAGGAAAACUGCUCCUCCAAACGAAGCUGCUGAAUAUAUUCUAUCUGCGCAUGGGCUUGGAAUGAAUGGAAGUAUGGCAGCUGUAGGGAAAAGAGUAGCAGGUGAAACAACUCAUCUUCCGCCUGUGAAUGGCUUAAUUCAAGCAAAAAAGAAAAUUUCUAAGCACUGCUUUCUUUGUGGCAAGAAAACUGGAUUGGCAACCAGCUAUGAGUGCAGAUGUGGAAACAACUUCUGUGCGACACACCGCUAUGCAGAGACUCACACCUGCACCUACGACUACAAGAGUGCGGGACGGAGGUAUUUACAGGAGACCAAUCCCAUCAUUAGUGCACCAAAGCUUCCCAAAAUUUGACAUGGUUGUGCUGCAUGUGGCCACUCUGCUGUUGAAGAAUUGUAUUGAAUUGAGAGAAGCACUUGUUUAAACUGCAUAUUUUUGCCAUGCUCUGUAUUUAAAGGUUUGCCAAGUAACAAAAGCACAUGAGGAUGCAUCGAAGAAUAAUGUGAACACUACUGCAGUUAAAACUUUUCUUCUUGAGUGAAUGAAAAGUUAAAAAUUAGUUUCUAAAAACUUACACUAUGAUUUAACUGUUACUGCACGUGUUGUGUUUUAUAUUUGGAAAAGCUAUUUCACUAGACAAGUCUUUGAAGAUGCACUUUACUAACUUUACUGUAUAACCAGAGUUGAGGGGGUGUUGUAAUGAGGGUGUCACGUAAUGUCUUCUGUACUCUUGGUUUUGUCCAUUGUGUGGUAUCUUCUAAGUUAUUUCACUAGAAAGGUCCUCCUCCCUCCCCUUUCUUCAAAAAGCCUGUUUUGAGAUUUUAAGGGGAUAGUGUGUUCCACCCCUCUGUUUCAUUCUGAUUGAUAUUCGUACAUUGUGUGUCCAUUCUGAAAAUUACAUAUCAUCUUAAUCACAUUUUCUUAAAAUAAUGCUGUUUAUAUGACAAGUUUGUUUUUAAAUAGAAGGUUCCCUGUUUGUUGCCAUUAAAUAUAAGAACUUAUUUUAACUUUUUUGGUAAUCCUAGAUUUUUUUAAGACUUCACAACUUGCUUUGUUAAGAUGUUGAAUGCUGUUACUGGAAGAAAUUCUAAUAAAUAUUAAAUUUUA
This is a messenger RNA of Oenanthe melanoleuca, 3310 nucleotides long. RefSeq names its product zinc finger AN1-type containing 4 (gene ZFAND4). Lineage: Eukaryota; Metazoa; Chordata; Aves; Passeriformes; Muscicapidae. Gene Ontology annotation, molecular function: zinc ion binding; protein binding. The transcript is spliced from 12 exons. The record is from RefSeq and is a predicted model, not a curated record. The coding region runs from base 251 to 2557 and encodes 768 amino acids.